This is a messenger RNA of Caenorhabditis elegans, 760 nucleotides long. RefSeq names its product Ras-related protein Rab (gene glo-1). The coding region runs from base 7 to 645 and encodes 212 amino acids. Gene Ontology annotation, cellular component: trans-Golgi network; Golgi apparatus; cytoplasm. NCBI's taxonomy places the organism in Eukaryota, Metazoa, Nematoda, Chromadorea, Rhabditida, Rhabditidae. The record is from RefSeq and is marked reviewed. The transcript has 5 exons. Gene Ontology annotation, molecular function: GTP binding; GTPase activity. Gene Ontology annotation, biological process: vesicle-mediated transport.
AACAAAAUGGCAGCACUCACAAAUAACGAUAAAAUUUCCUACAAAGUGUUGGUAAUUGGUGAUCCAGGUGUCGGUAAAACAUCUAUUAUUCGUCGAUUUGUUCAUAAUGUGUUUUCGUCAAAUUACAAAACGACAAUCGGUGUUGACUUUGCUCUCAAAAUCCUGCCUGUCGACGAGAACACAGUUGUUCAUCUUCAAAUCUGGGAUAUUUCAGGCCAAGACCGAUAUGGGGUCAUGACCAGAGUCUAUUACAAAGAUGCACAUGCAGCUAUUAUAGUUUUGGAUUCAACAAGGGAACGCACUAUCGAAGGUGCUUUACGCUGGAAGACUGAUUUGGAUCAAAAAGUGACACUGGCCGAUGGAUCGCCAGUUCCAGCAAUUUUACUUGCAAACAAGUGUGAUAUCGACAAUAAACUUGGUGACGACAAACUGUAUGACUUAGAAACAAACAACGGAUUUGUGGGAUCGUUCCGCACUUCGGCAAAGGAAAGUGUUGGCAUUGAGGAGGCGUUCAAAUUUUUGGCAAAUACGGUGAUCUCCACUGAACAAGGUGGUCAAUAUGAUGUCCCUUUCAUGAAUCGUGAAGGCAACGUGAAUCUUGAUGACAAUACCACUCAUUCUAGAUACGACUCGAAAUGUUGCUAAAUGACCGUGAACAUUGAACUUGUUCAAGUUACUCGUGUCAAACUCCUUGUUCUUACUUUUAUUCUAUUUAUUACUUUUUUCUCUCAUGUUCUCUGAAAUAAAUUUUCAAGUAUUA